AGCUUUUUGGCCAUGUCUGUGUGACUGGUUUGGCAAUUCCUCUGCCUCCCUCUCCUCAGUCAGACAUUUGAGAGCGCUGUGCUUGAUUUGUGCUCCAUGAAUGUCUCCUCAGCUCUGGAGUCAAUUCCAAAGAGCAAUGGAAGCAAUGUUUGUAUUUCCUCAGUAAAUGCCAAUAUGUAUUUCUUGUCUGUGCAUCUUUAUGUGGAUGAUUGUACAGUGCAGUGAGAGCAGCAUUGGGUAUUUACAGUUACAUUUUGCAAAACAGGAAAUCUAGCCUUUGUCAAAAAAAGUGUCAGUUUUAAGAUUAAGUUGAAAAUUACUUAAGUGCUAGUGUAGUAAGACUUUCUUUUGGCUUUAUAGAGGAAUUCAGUAUUUGUUUUUUUUGACUGAUAUUGGAAAUAAUUUAGACUGCCACAUAUUAGCAUAGCAGGAUUUUAGUUUAAAACAAUAUCUGGUUGUGAGGGACAAAGAUAACUGUUUGAUCAGGUGGUACCUACAAGUGGUUUGUAAGGUACUCAGAUAUUGCAGAUCAAGCAUGGUCUAAAAAAAUAGAUAUUGCAUACAUCUCUGUGGGAGUCACGUGCAGGUGUUGUCAUGACUUAAUACUGAUGUACUUGAUACCAUGAUUUCAUGGAUCACGUAAAGAAUCUGAACUGAUUUUAGGGGAAGUGCAGAACUUAUUCUUUAACCUUACGUAGCUGAAACAAAUAUGCCUGUAAAAGCUGUGCCAGAUUGAAGUGGCUGCCAUGUUGACAAAUCCCUAAUUCACUGAAGAGUAACCUGCUCUUGCUACACCCACUGACUCUACAAAAAACUCAGUGUGAAAGCUGUCUGUCCAUAUAGAGCUCUGUUUUGUAUCGACCUGUAAAUUGAUCAGCAUCCUUGAUGCAAGUGUAAUGAAUUAAUACAUGAAGCUUAUUACUGUCUCUGACCCAUGGUGUGAUGGUAACUACUGUGGGCUUUUUAUAGUGGGAAUAAAUGAUUGUGGAAUAACUAGUCACAAAAGUACCUGAAUUAGCAAUUACUACAGUGUAUUCUCACAAAUUCAUACAUUUAUUUACUGGCAUUUUAAUAACUCUUCAACUGAGUAUACACAAAAAUACAAGACAUUUCCUGUGGAACCUGGAAAGGCUGAAGCUUUUUUUGAGAAGGUGGAGGCCAUGUUGUUUUUGAGUGAGAGUCUAAGGAGAGAGAACCAUGGGGCUGGAAGAAGAAAACCGAAAGGGUUGUCACUAGGGUGGGCCAUGAACUUAGCUGUUAUGUUGUUGAAUUUAUUACUGUUGCCAGUGCGACACUGUUGAUUUGAAUAAUGAUUUGAAUAUUGCCCUCUUGGAUAGAGGAAAGGUCCUGCUGCAUCAUGUAUCUGUUCCUGCUCUUGCCCAUUUUACUAAUAGAAUAUUUGUGUGUCAUGCUUUAUUGCCAACCAAAGAUUUUUGCAUGUCAGGUGACAGUCAGUUCUUCCUGUUCCUAUUUAAUGAACAAUAGGAAUGAGAGGUUUUGAGAGUUCAGCUGGGUAAGAGCAAGAAAUAUAAAUCAGGGCUACAAUGUGGUAAAGCAAAGCCCUCUGUACUGAUCUUGCUUUCUUUUAUGAGUGCGAAGUCUUUGGCUGGUUACCUUUUUCUCUGUGUGGCAGAUCCAUCACUUUGAGUAUUUAGCUGAUUUGCAGUUUGAAGGAAGACUCCACUGCCUGCUGUUGAUAUGGGAAGGUCAUAAAGCUUUUUUUUUCACCUUCUUGUCCGUGUCGUGGUUUAAACCCAGCCAGCAACUAGGACCACGCAGCCUCUCACUCAUCUUGCUCCCUUCCCCCAAAGAGCUUUGAGGGAAAGAAUUGAAAGGGGAGAAGAAAAAACAAAAAAAACCCAACAAACUCAUGAGUUGAGAUAAGAACAGUUUAAUAGGACAGCAAAGAAAAUAAUAACAAUAAUAAUAAUAAUAGGAGAACAUACAAAACAAGUGAUGCACAAUGCAGUUGUUCACCACAUGUGACACCGAUAGCCCCUGGGUUCCAGAGCAGCAGUACCUACCCCCUGGCCAACUCCAGUUUAUAUACUGACCAUGAGUGGCCAGGAAUACCCCUUUGGCCAGCUUGGGUCAGCUGUCCUGGCUUUGUUCCUUUCCAGCUACUUGUGCACCUGCAGCUUUCAGGUGGGAAAGUCCUUGACUUGGUAUAAACAUUGCUUGGCAACAAUCAAAACAUCAGUGUUUCACCAACAUUCUUCUUAUACUAAAUCCACAACAUAGCACUAUACCAGCUACUAGGCAGAAAAUUAACUCUGUCCUCACUGAAAUCAGGACAGUCUGAUGCAGCUGCCUUUGGAGACAACCAGCUGUACCACCAUAGAGCUCUUGAAGAAGUUGAUUGCAUAUCAACGGGAAUUUCAUGCUUUGAAGGAACGUCUUCGUAUAGCUGAGCAUCGCACUUUGCAACGCUCUUCUGAGCUGAAUGCUAUCUUGGAGCAGUUCAGGCGUGCAGUAGCAGAAACAAAUGGGAGUAAGAACACAAUGAAUAAUUUUUCAGAUGAGACGCUGAAAUUGUUAAAAGAGCUAACAAGUAGAAAAACUCUUCAAGUGCCAAAUAUCUAUUACCAUUUGCCUCAUUUGUUGAAAAAUGAAGGAAGCCUUCAACCUUCUGUGCAGGUUGGCCUUGGAAGGACGGGAGUUUCCAUUGUAAUGGGAAUACCUACAGUGAAAAGAAAAGUCAAGUCAUACCUGACAGAAACUCUCCACUCCCUUAUUGAUAAGCUGUCCCCUGAAGAAAAACUGGAUUGUGUUAUGGUUGUCUUUAUAGGAGAGACUGAUCUUGAUUACGUUAACAGUGUUGUUGCAAGCCUGGAAAAAGAGUUUUCUACAGAGAUUAAUUCUGGCUUGGUGGAAGUAAUAGCCCCUCCUGCAACUUACUAUCCUGACUUGACAAACUUGAAAGAGACAUUUGGAGACUCAAAAGAGAGAGUGAGAUGGAGAACAAAACAAAACUUGGAUUAUUGUUUUCUUAUGAUGUAUGCCCAGAAAAAGGGGGUUUAUUACAUUCAGCUUGAAGAUGACAUCGUUGUCAAGCAGAAUUAUUUCAGCACAAUAAAAAAUUUUGCUCUUCAGCUUGCUUCUGAAGAUUGGAUGAUUCUAGAAUUUUCUCAGCUGGGUUUCAUUGGUAAAAUGUUCCAGUCUCCAGAUAUCACUCUUAUUGUAGAGUUCAUAUUUAUGUUUUAUAAGGAGAAACCUAUUGAUUGGCUACUGGACCAUAUCCUCUGGGUGAAAGUGUGUAACCCUGAGAAAGAUGCUAAACAUUGUGAUCGACAGAAAUCUAAUCUACGGAUACGCUUCAGGCCUUCUCUUUUCCAGCAUGUUGGCCUCCACUCCUCUCUAGCAGGGAAGAUCCAGAAACUCACAGAUAAAGACUUCCUGAAACCAUUACUACAUAAAAUCCACGUGAAUCCACCUGCAGAGGUUUCGACAUCUUUAAAAGUCUACCAAGGACAUACACUAGAAAAAACCUAUGUAGGGGAAGACUUUUUCUGGGCUGUCACACCGGUUGCUGGGGAUUAUAUUCUAUUUAAAUUUGACAAGCCAGUCAAUGUAGAAAGGUACUUAUUUCACAGUGGCAAUCCAGAGCAUCCAGGAGACAUACUUCUAAACACAACUGUGGAAGUUUUGCCUUUUCAGAACGAAGAACUGGUAUUAAGCAAAGAAACCAAAGACAAACGCUUAGAGGAUGGUUUCUUCAGGAUAGGGAAAUUUGAAAACGGUGUAGCUGAAGGAACAGUUGACCCCAGUCUAAAUCCUAUUUCAUCAUUCAGGCUUUCAGUGAUACAAAAUUCAGCAGUCUGGGCAAUUCUGAAUGAGAUUCAUAUUAAAAAGAUUCCAAACUGAUCCUGGAAAUCUACUUUUGAGGAAAAAGAAAGAAUCCUUGAAAACUUUUCCUGUAAAAUCUGACAUCCUUAGCAAGUCACAAAUUGAAAAUACUGAGCAUGCACCUUAUUCCAAAUUUCUUUCUUUUCACUUGAACUCUACCUCUUGUGAAAUCUACUGUAGAUGGGAAGAUUGUAUUUACCCCUUCUUAUCUGAUCCAUCCAGAAACUGAUGCUCCACACCGAUAACGUUCGUCUGAGGCCGAAGUUGUCCUCCACUUUAAUGUGACUUUACCAUCUUAUGGUUACAGAACCCUGCUACGUUUAACCUGUACUAUUUUGAUAGUAUAGUAAUAUAGAGAAGUUGUACAUAUUGUUACAUUCCUUGAAGAAGAAAAAAAUAUAAUUAUUGUUACAUAUGUUUUAUGAAGGGGGUACUUUCGGAGUUCCAUUUAUUUUCUAUAACAAGAACCCUCUUUUAUAGACUGUCAGGGAUAUAUAUUAAAAAUGUUAGGGAUAUUUAAUUUAUUAAAAUAAUUUGAAAAGUACAUAUUUUUAUGCAGUAAAAUUUUAAAUUGAUAUAGUUUUUUUUAUGAAUUCUCUACUUUAAGUUAUCUUUCUACAUUUUUCUUUGGAGAUGCAAACAUAAAUUAAUACCACAUUUCAAAUAUACUGCCAUGUUUUAAAAAACCCCUAGAUUAAGUUUCUAAAUUAUGUAGUUUUAUACACAGAAUCUGAAUGAUGUUCAGAGGCAUUAACAGAGUUCUGAAGAGCAUUAUUCUUUGGGGCUAUGAAAUUCCACUCUGUACAAUUUGUAGCCACAGAAAAAGCAUGCUGAAAUGUCUUGUUUCAUAUUCUGUACUAAAUCUGCAGUGAUUUUAGAUUGAAUCCAUUGCAUUUUAGAAGAAUUUUUUCAAUUCCGAACAGUUCUUUCUAAAAAUCUUUGUAGACAUUUCCUAGCCUGGACAAAUACAUUUUCUGUAUUGAAAAAAAAAUCAUUCUCCAGCUUUGCUUUGGAGUGAUAGAGGUUAUCUUUUGUCAAAACAAUUACUAGUAAUUAGAUACAUUUGAUCUACAGAGGUCUCCUUUUAAAAAGUUCUGUUAUUGCAGUGUUUCUUUUGGUUACAUUACAGUGAAUAGUUAUAGUUUAUUUUUUUCUUCCAUCGUUCAAAAGCAAGGUUUCAGUUUGACUCCUUUAUUGAUCGGUGUAGUGACUCACACUAGCUUUUAAUAGGAACUGAAUUUGGCUUCAAGUUCCUACCCUGCGCCUUUUCAGUUCAAGGGAAACCACAAUGAUCUCAAAUGAAUCAGAAACUCAGUCAGGACCAAAAAGUGGUUUGGAUUAAACCCAGAGCAGAAUUGUUGCGGUACUAAUGCUGCUGCUGCUCUACGGGUCCUUCUGUUUAGGUGCUUAUGUGUAAGGACACAGGCAUGGGAAGAUUUAAGUUACCCAGUCAGAAAUGGUCAGGAAAAAGAAGAGAAGCAGGAAUUUCUCCCUUUCAUAGGAAUGAAGUGCCUGAUUGACACUGGAAGGAGGCUUCUGCCCUGUCUUGGGGAUUCUCAGCUGUGCUGUGAACCAGUCUCCUGGAACUGGCAUCUCAAAAGCUGGCCCAGUUUUCCCUGAAGAAAAAAAAACCUCCGUUAUCCCCAACAUCUUUGUGGUCAAGGCACAGAUGCACAAAACCUGUUGUGGGAUCCUGUGUGAUCUAGAGCGGGGAUGCUGAAUUCGUAUCUCCAGCAUGGAAGUUCUACUAGUAGGUUUGGCCUCUUUUUCAUGACGUAAGGAGCAGGAGCCUAAACAUGACUCUCCAUCACUGCAAGCUGAAAGCCAUCACCACUGGGAUAUAGAGCCAACCUGUCUUCUCUUCUGCCGUGUUGAAAAAUUACGUGGUAUCUUUGACACUUCAGCAAGAGUCAAGUUUAAGAGCUUAACUACUUCUACAGACCACAGUAAUUUUGUUUUUAGCUUUGUUGUCUGAGGACACAGGGAAGACAAGUUUUGUACAAAUAAGACCUUCUGUUUAGACUGACUGGUGUAAGUUGAAGAAAAGUGGGAAGCUACAAGGCAGGCCUCAUUUACUUUUCUCUGAUUGUAUUAGAUGGUGGAAAUAAAACGUUACUUGGAAAGCUCACCCUGCCCAGAGAGACUUGGGGGCAUAAACUAAGAACUGGCCUCAUAAAUGGAGUUUAUUCUUGGAUUUAGGAUGUGGGUGAACAGGCUCAGAGUCUUGUGUGGGUCUAGCUUGUUGUGGUGCCACAGCCCAGUUCGUUAUGUCUAUAGCACCGUCCAGUUAUUGUCAUGCAAUGGGUUUUUAUCAUGAUAGCUAGCCAAGGUCUAAGGAAGUAUUUAGGUUUUCUUCUCAGCUGUGCCUGUGAAUGAAUGAUGCAAGUAAUUUAAACUAUAGCUAUCUAUUACAAUUUUGAUUGCAGAAAUAUGUUAGAUAUUGCAGUUUCUUAAUAUAAGUAGUUUUGCUGACAGUGACUUUCAUCUUUUUCCAUGAGUUCAAAAGUUUACUGGUGCCACUUAUUUAAGAAAGCUGUGUGUGCUUAUUCUCAAAGCAUCACUGUUCCUCAUGUUUCACAGUAGUUAAGAUGAAUCAUUGCUAAUAUAUCUAAAUAUAUAGAACCUUACCACAUGAAUUGCAGGAAUCUGGUUAACAGUAUAUUUAGUUUUCAAAAAUGUUGAGAUGAAACUUAUCAAAGACAACAAAUUAACUAGUGCUUGGUAAAAUAUGUGGGUUUUUUUCCUAAAGGAUAUUGCUUUUUUAUUACAUAGUAGUAGCAGGAGUUGGAAAUACUCUGGGCUGCUUUAAGACUUAAAAUGUUCCUGAGCGUAUAUGCUCUCUAAAUAAAUAUGCCACACUAAUACAAAUGACGUUUCGUAGAUUCAGGGAAAUUCAGACCUGGUGUAAUCAGCUAGUACUGCAAAUUUGCUUGGAAAUUUUGCUGAGAUAGAGAAAAAGCAAAGAAAGUCUUCUCUGUUUAAUUAUCUCUGCAGACACCUGUUUGGGGCUUUCUGCCUUUCAAAUUCCAAUCCCCAAGUCAGGCUGAAGUGGUGCUGGUCUAAGAACACUUUGGUUGUUUGGCUCAACAGUCCUGAGCUUGGACACUGUUUGUGACUGGGUGUACUCCAGCAGGGCUGGUGUCUCUGACAUGUCUCAGUCCUACGUUACAGUAUUGCCACAGAAGUUCCUCAGCAUCUUAAACCUAUGACCUGAUUUUGGGGAGUAUUUCCUGCAUUAUUUAAUUUCAAGUUAUUUCUGUUGUGGCUUUAAAAAUCCCCUCUAGGCCACUGAAUCUUAUAGUAAUCAAAUAAUGGAAAGUGUUUAGAGAGAAAUUGCAUUAUCCUGUGACCCUGUUAGCUCCUUCUGAUGCUGCUAAAGCUUCAGAAAAGAGAACUUCUGUGAAACCAAAGGCAUUACUGGAAACUUUCAGUAUUUGGGCAAAUUAUUAAGUUCUUAUACUGGAUGCUGAGCUGAUAGGAUUGCUCUGGACCAAGGAAAUACAAAACCAUCAGUAUAAUCUUGCUUUGCUCAUUCAUUGGGUAGUCCUGCUGAAAACUGUAAAUAAUGUGAACAGGAUGUGAUCCCAAUUUAGCACUUUUUUUUUUUUAAUUAAAAAUUUUUUCUAAAGCACUGUAUAAGGCUUUUGCAGGCAUCCCAACUAUUUAUUUGCAUUGAUAUAAAAUAUUCCUAUACAUACAUCUGUUUUUUCUUAACUGAAAGAUGGCUUAGAAAAAUUGAAACAGGUAAAUAUGAUUCAUGGACCAAUAUGAGACCGGACUCUUCUGCCAUAUCACUGCUUGUCUAGCUCUUUCAAAAGCAGAUUUUAAAUAUGUUAAGUCAGUUUAGAGCAAAGAAGUUUAUGCUUUGCCCACAUGAUACACGAUUCCAUGAAUGGGCUGGAGUGUGAUUAGUCUUUGGCAAAACUGAACAACUCUAACAUUUUUCCUUAUUUUCCUAAGUAUAUUAUAAUUUCAGUAGUCCCUUUUCUUUGUGGGAAGUACUUGCUUCAAAUGAAAUACUGUAGUAAUUUGUAGUUUGCUUCCAACUUGGAAAAUAUUAUUUUAAUUUUGUGGAGGAAAAAAAGAAAAUUAGAUCUCUUCAAACCUUGCUCCCCUGAAAUAAAUAAACCCUAGGUUCUGUAUUUGUUCUUACCAGGAAGGAUAUAUUCUGAAAAAGCUAAAGCAAAUGACUGUAGAAGGGAAACAAACCUCUACGUUUAAAAAUCAUCUUUACAAUCACCAGCAUGAUGCUGAAAGACUAUUAAACAACUGGUGUUUUCAAGCUAGCAUUGAUUGCUGACUGUAAAAAAUCCAUCCCAUGUAGACUUGAUGAAUUAGUCUUCAAGAGUGUCACUUUUCUGAUCUUAGUGGCCUCUUAAGGGUUUUGCUGAUUUCUGCUGUGAGCAGCUAGAACUUAAAGUAGCUUAAUUUUGAGAACAAUGAAGCCUUCUUUCACGGGGGCAAACUUUGGUAUCUCUAAAGGGAAUGUACACAGGCCCUGAGUCCUUCAUUGAUUUCAGUGGUAUUGCAGCACAGGGCACUAAAUACGAAGUAUUUUUACUGUUGAACUGAAGCAGAUGAUCACUGGUGCCAGGACUCCUGUCAGGGAAAAGGCGCAUGGUGUGGCUGCAGCUGCCUGCGGGACAGGAGCUUGUGCUGUGAGCCAAGGGGGAGCAGGUCCUGACAGGAAUCCUUCACCUCCUGCGGAUCAGCGCUUUCCUUGUGAAAAGGGGAACGUUGCUCAGUGUCUGCUGAGAGGGUAACAGGAUUCUCUUCAAGCCUUAACAGUGCUGAAACACACAGUACUGUAAGAUGCACUGCCAGCAUAUUUGGUAUUUUAAGAUAAAUAUAGUUUUUCCUUAGAGAUCAAAUUCUAGUAUUGAAAUAUUAAGUCUUACUGUGACCAGUUUACUCUUGCGUAUGUUGGAAACUGAACCCUAGUGCUUAUGUUUCAUACUGAACGCUCUGUCAUCUUCAUUUUUCAGAAGGUAUUGUUUGUGAUGGUCAGUUUAUACUCCUGCCUUGUGGACCUUACAGCUGCAGGCAUUGCUAUGAGCCCACCCCUGUAGCCAAACAAAACUUUAUACUUUCCUGCCAUGUUCAUUGACCUACAACUCACCAUGGUGGAUGUAGUAAUACCCACUGGACUGCUAGAGACUGGGUUUAAAAAUUUGCUGCUAUAUUUGGAAACCUGAUAUAGGUCAUGUUAAUGGUGCCUUUCAUCACUGUUUCUUCUAUGUGCCAGAGUUGUCCGUGUAUAUUUGAAGUAGUCAUUAAAAUAAAUCUGUUCUCAAGCUCUUUCAUAAAAGGAGGGGACAGUUCUGUAUGUAGAGGCAGUUGUUGCUUUACCAUUGCAACGCUAUGAAGAUCCCUACCUUUCACACAGUCCCAAGGCAAGGUAUUCCAAUAUUAAAUAAAUCUGCUUUUCAGUGUCACUUAAAACCCUCGUAACAUAGAGCUUAUGCCAGUAUGUACAAAAUAUCUGCAGUAAGAGUUAUGCUAAAAAGACUUGUUGCAGUUAAAUUUAAGCUACAGAGAUGUACAAGUAACUUGUUUUUAGGAAUGUACUGCAAAAGUAUUUGAACAAAAUUGCUAACAUGUUUACUGUUGUAAAUAUUUUAAUAAAAAAGGACACUUCAAACUUUUUUUACACAAUUAUCUACAAUAAAGAGAAAUUUACAACCAUUUACAAAA
Messenger RNA from Columba livia (rock pigeon), 9540 nucleotides. RefSeq names its product alpha-1,3-mannosyl-glycoprotein 4-beta-N-acetylglucosaminyltransferase A (gene MGAT4A). Lineage: Eukaryota; Metazoa; Chordata; Aves; Columbiformes; Columbidae. Gene Ontology annotation, cellular component: endoplasmic reticulum-Golgi intermediate compartment; endoplasmic reticulum; Golgi stack. The record is from RefSeq and is a predicted model, not a curated record. Gene Ontology annotation, biological process: protein N-linked glycosylation. Gene Ontology annotation, molecular function: acetylglucosaminyltransferase activity. The coding region runs from base 2302 to 3864 and encodes 520 amino acids. The transcript has 15 exons.